Molecule: messenger RNA, 2874 nt
Organism: Stylonychia lemnae
Lineage: Eukaryota; Ciliophora; Spirotrichea; Sporadotrichida; Oxytrichidae
Source: the annotation of a GenBank genome assembly
AUGCAGUAGCAAUAUUCGCAAUAAGAAAGUGGCACUUUAGCCUUUUCUUAAUCAUCUGAUACCUCUCCUUCGAAUAUAUUAGAAUAAACCCCUAAUAAGACUUGUAGAACUGAUGUCUCAAGGCAAUAAGAUUUGAAUAGCGGAGGAAAUUUUACUUAUAACUCAGAUGUAAAGCGAUUGCAAGAAAGUGAUCUCGUGAAUGUCGAAGGCGGAAUGUACUCUGAUUAUAAACUCACCAGUCACAAAAAGAUAUCAAAUUAGGGAAGAAAAAUGGAAAAAAUACUUGAUGAUACUCCGCAAGUGCUGAUAGAGGAACUAAAUCAUCACUCAAGAGAGCAAUACGAUUUGAAACAAGUCAGUCAGCAGUAGAAAAUAGAAGCAUUUAAUAUUGAUAAGCUUUAAGAGUCUCAAAAGAAACUACAAAACUAUCAGUCUAAGAAAAUAGAGGAUGAGGAGGAUAUGUUGAAGAUCAAUUACGAUAGUAUAUUUACUGAUAGGACAAACCGUGAUGAAAAUAUGGUUUCUUCACCAUCGAGUUAAUCAAUGGGGUAAGAUAGUGUGAACAAGUCAGAUAAAUUAAUUGAAGAACUAGAUAAACAAAAGUUGGAAAACGAGUAACUUGCAAAAUAAAAUAUAUUACUACUGUAAUAAAUGCGAGAAAUUAUGAUAUCUAAUAAUUCUAGUAAUGCAAGCAAUAGCACAGCUAAAUUUGAGACAUAGAACAAUACGAACUUGGAAAAUAGAGUCAGCAAUACUCAAUACUAGAACUUAUAAUCAUGCUUGAUAAAUUAGAAUGAGAUUAACGAGAAUCAUAAUUAAAAGCAAGAGGAAGAGUUCAGCAUGAAAAAGGUACAAAUAUAUACAGACGACUAUGAGGAAUACGAAAAUGAGUAACUAAGAAUAGGGUAAAUGUCAAACAACUAAAAUGAUGGAAGUCUCAAGGAGUAAGAGGCCUUCAAGAAAACUUUUACUAGAAAUAACAGUCAUAAAAUAGCAGUUACUGUUACACCAUCCUCCUCUUAGCCAAAUUUAAAAUAAAACUUUACUGAAAAUAAAGCUUCACAAUUUCAAGUGAAAACUAUAACUCAUACAAGAAAAUAAUCAGCAGAGGGAACAAAUUUUACCUUCUGCAAUACUUGCAAUCAUCAAUGCUAGUGCUAGAACGAGUUACAGCAAUAAUAAAAAUAAGAUAAUAACCUGCAGAGUCAGCAUAGAGAGGCCAACACAACAAGCGAUUAAAGCUCAAACAUAAGUAAAAAAUUCGUGAGUCUUAAGAAAAUGGCUUUUUCUCCUCCUAAAUAGCUUUAGAAUAUUCAAAUUGAUACCAAACCACCGACUACAAAUUAGUUUACAGUGGGGCCUAGAACGACUCUAGGAUUGCCUCCUUAAAGUAAUAAUAACAGUAAGGGUUUAGAUAAUCAUGCUAAAACAACAAAAAAUCAUCACUAAAAUAUUAGAUAGCUUCCGUUAUAGUAAAAUAACUCAUUACCUGCCUCUUAAGUAAACUCUGCAAGAAGUGGUCACAAAAAUACUGGGUCUACCUCUUAAGUUAGAUAAAAUACAUCAUUGAGCUAAGGAAAUACUGUUAAACCGAUUUAGAAUAGAAGAACAUCAUCUUAAUCAAACUUUCAUGAGAAAAACUAUAUUAGGAAUAUGCUUUAGAAUAGUGUUCUAUCAAGCAAUGAGGAUAAAAUAGACUUCUUAGUCUCUGAGAUUGAGACAGCUAAUACAAAGAUAUCAAUGCUCUAGGAUCAUCUCUAAAACUUGGGAGGAAGUGCUCCACCAAAUGUAAAUUAUGGAAACAUGAAUCUAGACAUCUGGGUCAGUGAGAAAAAGCAUCUACUCGAUUAAAUUUAGAAUCUCAAAGAAUAAUCUUAUAAAAGUCAAUAGGAAUCCAUCAGCUUGAAAGAUGAAAAUUCUUAGUUAAGGGUGUUAGUAACCAGAAGAACUGAAGAAGCAAACCAGACCAUUCUUAAACUUGCUUAGUAAAAUUAAGAAUUCAAGUCUAAAAAUGAGGAAUAUUUGGUCUUAAUUGAGUAGUUAAGCAAUGAGAUUAUUAAGGCUUCUAAUUAAAAUCAGCAAAUUUAGUAAUAAUAUCAAUAGGUUCAGCUAUAAAAUUAGUAGCUUAUCUAAGUUAUUUAAACAAUGAAUUAGAAUCAAAUGAGUAUGAAGUCUAAUCAGUUGAUGUUGAAUAACAAUGAAGAAUAUGAUAGACUUAGGCAAGAAAACAUAUAAUUGGGUGCAGAUCUGAAGGCUAUGAAUGUGAGAUUUGAAGAAAUGAUCAAGGAAAAGAGUAUACUCGAGCAAUAAAUAAUGUAGUCAUAGUUGAGUUUAGAUAAUCUAAAUCAACUAAAUUAAUAGAAAGAUGAAACAAUUAAAAAACUUAAGAAGAAAAUAGUGGGCUAAUACAUCAAAGAGAAAAUUUGGAAUAACUAAAUUGGUUAUGAUGAUGUAGGGGAAGUUGAUCUUUAACAAGAAUAGUAGCUAGAUGAUGGUCAAGAGGAUUUUAAUUUCAAAUAAAACUAGAGAGACUUACAACUCAAUACCAUUAACCAAUAGCAGCAUGAACAGCAUAAAUUAAACAUGAUGAGCGCUCUUUUCUCACCUCUGUCUACAAUUGCAAGCCAAAACAAUAAUCAAGAUGACAAUUUCAGCAGUAUUAAUGGAGACUUUUUGUCAUCCUAAGCGAACUAUAACUUAAAUAGCAAGGGAUUUAGCAUUGGUAACACAACUCUUGGGAAUAAUAAUGCAAAUCAGAAUAAUAACAGAAGAUUCUUUUAAACGAAUGACUUCAGUUUAAAUGCAGGCAAGCAAUAGAUGAAGUAGACAUUCUAGCUAUCAUAGACAUAGCAGCAGCAAUAAUAACAAUAUUGA